CUGAGCUGCGUUCUACACACCAGUGCAGCGCCCAGAGCUGAGAGCUGGGAGCUGGGCACCGGAGACAUGAACAAGAUCUUCCCCCAGGUGGGGACAGGCCACUUACAGGAAGGGCCAGAGGAGGGGGUCCCUGAGCCCCAGCACUGGCUGCUGCACCACCGGUUUCCCGCUCCCACAGCAGGCUGUGGCCCUUUCUGCUGCUCUCGCCGAGGCGCCUGCCUCUCGGCCUCCCUGCUGCUCCUGUUGGCAACUCUUGCGGCCCUGAUUGCCUUGAUCGCCAUUUUUGGAUCCCCACCACGUACACCAGCGGCCCAGGCCUGUGUAACGCUGACAAACAGGACAGGCUUCCUGUGCCGUGACCGGAGGAGCUGCAUCUCGGCCAGCGGGGUCUGUGAUGGUGUCCGCACCUGUCCCCACGGCGAGGACGAGGACGAGGACUUUUGCCGAGAUGUGCCCAAGAGUCUCCCUCAGUUCCUUGUGGCCCACUGUGGAGACCCAGCAUCCUGGAUCUACUCAGACCAAAGGUGUGAUGGAACCAACAACUGUGGGGACUGCUCGGAUGAACUGAUCCCAGUGACUGCGUGCCCACCCUGCGGCCCUGGGUGGUGGCGCUGCCCCUCAACUGUCUUCAAGUACUGUGGCUGUAUCCCGAGGAGCCUCUGCCGGGACCGUGUGCAGCACUGCUCUGACUGGUCCGACGAGUACUCCUGUCCUGGCCCCUAGCUGGGCACCCAGGCCGGAGCAGGAGGCUGGCUGAAUGGCGCUGAUGAGCCUCCACGUGAGCGUCGUGUUGAAGAACACGAGGGCAGGAAGGAGCCUUCGAGUUCAUCUAGUGAAACCUACACACUGUGGUCUCUGUGGAAAAAGAAUGGCCUCUCCUGCUUUCAAAAUGUUCAGCCUCUCCUUGAAUACCUCCAGUGACAGGGAGCUCAUUAACAAAGAUAAGGGAAAACUGCUCCCACGAUUUUAGGCCUGCUUCAGGGGCCACGCAGAGGAAAUUUGUUCCUCUGCUCUAAGACAGACUCUCAGAUCUUGACCUCAUUACCCCUUGGAGAAAAGACAAGUAAGUCUGGAGUCAAACAUCCAACCGAGGAAUUGAGCCCUUAUGUGGCGUGCAUACCGCUUCCUGUCUCUGUACCUAAGGCAGAUAGAUACUGCUGGGCUGGGCUAUAGCUUCAGCAUCUUUCUCGUCUCAGUAAUCAGGCCCUCUUGGCUGACCACAUGAAGUUUCACCUGCGGUGAGGCUUCAUCACCCUGCCGGGGGGAGCCCUCCAGGAGGCUCUGAGCUGUGGAGCAGAUGGUCUGGAGAAGGAGCAGCUCUUCCAUCCGUCCCACUCUCUACCCUGUGCCCGGUGCCCAGGCACUCCGCCCAGGUUUCUUGUAGUAGCGAUUGUCUUUUGACCCCAGAGCCUGAGUGAAUGAGUUGUUUCUCUCCAUACCUUUCCAGCUUUCCAGCCCCCAGACACACCAGGAUCGGUGCUCCCAUUAAGGAUAUGAGGGAGCUGAGGCCUGGAGGGAGAAAUGACUUGCCGAGGAUCAUACAGCAAAGUCAGUGCUGAAACCAGGAUCAAACAUAUUCUAGGGUGUCUCAACCCUAAAGCCUUACCUGCUACCGAUAUGAUUGUCUCUUGACUUGUGGGGGGAAGCGAGGCAUGCAGAGUCCCUGUGGGGUAUUUUUAAAAUUAGCUUCAGGGUCACAAAGUGAGACUUGGAAUCUGGCCAACAAAAGGGUUCCUACUGAGGGAGACAGACCUAUCCCCACUGCAGACUAAUGGAAUCAGUUUUGUGUACCAGUCUUGUGUGAGUUCUGGACUGAAAAUGGCCAUCUGGGAGACAGGUGAGCUCUGGUUCAUUCAUCACUUGAUGAAGAGUCUCUACGCACCUGCUCCGGGCCAAGCUAGGUGCUGGGCACCAGGAAAGGAAGAGACCUGAGUCCCAGCACCUGAGGAGGAUGGGGUCUCGUGGAGGAGGCACCUCCUAUCAUGGAAGGAUUGGGGGACAGCAGGAAACGCUAGGCUGAGGGUACUGAAGAGGGGCCUUUGGAAGCCAGGACUCAGUCACGGUCCUGACCCCAAUGAACUGAGGACCAGCUCUAGAACUGGUCCCUCAGAGAUUCUGCCCGAGGGACGGUCAGCCCCAGGCUCUGGCGCCUCUGGCUGAGUUUCCCUCCAACAGCAGCACAAGUGAGCAGCUGCGGGUACACUGGGGCAUCCUGCGUUCUGACCACUGAUCCAGAGGCGCCUCUUUCCCAGAGGAGGGGCCUUUGGGCUGGCUCUGGAGGGCAGGAGAACUUCUAGCGGGACAGGUGGAAGCGAAGGGCAUUCCCAGCUGAGGGGCCCUGUGAAUGAAGCCGCGGCUGUGUGACAGGCUGUGGCUCAGCCAGGGAAUGCCAGCAGGUCGGGGUUGCCACAACAUCAGUGGGGUGGGAGUGAGGAGGUGAGCAGGGAGAGGAUCCUGGAGGACACAGCAUGUCACACUUCAUCCUAAGGACAACAGCCGUAAGGCGUGGUAAACAAUGACACUCUCUGGAGCUACAGUGAUCUUUAAUUACAACAGUCCAAGAAGGAGAUGCCAGCACUUGGACCAAGUGAGCAGAGAAGAGGGGAAGGUCAAGGGCUACUCACUGGCAGAACACAUGGGCCAUAGGGACAUACUUAGUAGGCGUCAGGGGAUGAAGAGGAAGAUGGAGGGGGCCAGAGCCCUGAGAAGGGGCGCCUGGCCUCCCACUCCAGGCCAUGCCUUCUCCAACAGGACACCAGUCUCCAGGUAAAGAGAGUGCUGAGCUGGUCCCUGAGGAACAAGGAGCUCGUUCUGGCACUCAAAUGCCAACAUGCUUCUGAUGGCCUGAGCAUCAGCUGUUGCACACCAGGUUGCUGGGGAGAAACCAGCGGAACCUGAGCCUGUGUUUGCUCACACCAGUCCACCUCAGUGGUUGAAGAGGGGCCUCUGGGAGCCAGGACACAAUCAUGGUCCUGACUGUGAUGAACUGAGGACCAGCUCCUAGAACCAGUCACCUCAGGGAUUCUGCCCUGGGUUGGGGUUAGGUUUAGGGUUAGGGUUUGGGUUAGGGUUAGGGCUAGGUUAGGUCACUCUGCGGCAGGGAGAGUACCCACUUCUGGCAGGGAGUGGCAGUGCUGCGGUUGGGCUUCGUGGGAGAGAGGCAGGUGGGCCUUGGUGGUCAGCCAGUCCUAGGCUCCUUCAGUGGCCUGUGGCUCUUUGAAAACUCCCAGAGGCACCAGCCUCACUGUUGCACAUCGUUUUAGCCUCCCCUCCCAUCCAAGCCCAUGCACGGGCCCCUUGGGGUACAGAGCGUCAUUUUACAGGAUCGAGAAGCCACGGCUGAGACCUACUUGUCCAAAUCCACUCAGCGUGUCAGUAGCAGCGCAUGGACCACAAGCCAGGUUUCUUUCCUUUCUAAACUAUAAUGAAAUGUAUUGGCGUGGCAUGGGUUAGUAACAGUAUGUAAGUUUCAGGUGCACAGUUCUGUUAUACAGUAUCUAUACAUUGCCCUGUGUGCCACAGUCUAGUCAUCUUCGUCACCAAAUAUUUGACCGCCUUCACCCUCUUAAUCCUCCUCCCAUCCCUCUUCCCCUCUGGUAACCACUAUACUGUUGUCUGUGAGUAUGAGUUUAUUUGUUUGUUUUCUUUGUUUGUUUUCUAUCCUACCUGAGUGAAAUCACAUGGUCUUGCCCUCUCCAUCCCAUUUAUUUUGCUUAGCACGAUACUCUCAAGAUCUAACUUCUCACAAAUAUGAAGGCCAGGCGUCCAGGCACACACAUUAGCACUUGCUACAAACAAGGCGCUGUGCCGAGAGCUUUACGUCUCAUUCUCGCCACAAUGCUCUGAGGGAGAUGCUGUUUUUAUACGAAGCUUGGACAGCCAGGCAGCUUGUGGCAGGGCAUCUGACUGUGGGGCACAGAGCCAGGUGUCUGGGCACUUGGCCAGGGAAGUUGCUGUUUUAUGUUAUGUCUCAUGAGGUGUGGAAGCUUCUAGGGUUUAUGAUGCCUGAGCAGAGCCAUGAUGGAACCAGGUGGGGAACAGGACAGGGCAGUCCGGGUUGAGCAGUGUGAAGCAGCCCCCCAUGGCUGGAGUGUGAGGGUGAGUCUCAGAUUCUGGGCUCAGGGAGUGAACUUGGCUCAAGGCUGCAGGGAGCUGGCAGAGGAGUUCAGCAGGAAGAAGACACUGCAUUCCUCCUUCUGCGGAGGCACAGCAAAAAAGGAUCCCUCUGUACGUUAGGAAUAAGGAGGUCAUGGCUAGACUAUCUUGCAGGCUUCUGAAGAGGAAAAGGUGAGAGCUGGAAUGUGAAUGCCACUUGGAAACAACAAAGCUUGAAGCAGAAGAAAGGGGAGUGCCAAGUGUUGUGUUAAGUGAUUAAUAAAUAUCAAGAGCCAAUAUUUGGUGAGCAGUUAGUACAUGCCAAACACCAGUGCAAACUUUUGUGUGCCUUAUCUCCUGUAUCUCAUUUUCUCCACUCCUCACAACCUUUCCAGGAACCUGGUUUGUGUACUUCAUGUGCACUUCACAGAGGCAUGACGCUGCUUGCUUAAGAUCACACAACUUUUAGAGGACUCAACCAGGAUCAAACCUCAAUAGGCUUCAGUCCAGAACCCACCAUACCCCUCUUUAAUAUCUCACCCUUCCUGGGCCAGGACUCCCUAGAAGAGGAAGCUGGGGCCCUGGCCAGGGGGUGGCCGCCUGAAAACACAGGAGAUGAUUGGCAGCUAGCAGACCAGCAUUUGUUCUUUUCUUUUUUUUUAAGAGUUUAAUUACUUGGUGUCUUUUUUUUUUUAAAGAAAGAUUUUAUUUAUAUAUUUUUAGAGAGGGAAGGGAGGGAGAUAGAGAGAGAGAAACAUCAAUGUGCGGUUGCUGGGGGUUAUGGCCUGCAACCCAGGCAUGUAUCCCAGGCUGGGAAUUGAACCUGCGACACUUUGGUUUGCAGCCCGCGCUCUGUUCUUUUCUUAGUUAUUGGUUCUUCCUUUCAGAAAGAAGCAGAUGCCCUAGCAACCUCCCAAACAGCACUCCAUAAGCCAGGUCCAGAGAGACACACACCCAAUGGGGCCAGCCAGGGCUGUCCCAUGGCUCUCAUCAGCAGAGCAGGGGAUUUAAUGCCACAGGCUGCAGGGGAACCCAGGCAGCCAGCAUCAAUAUUUGCCCUCUCCCAGCAUCCUGGCCCAAGCUCCCAGAUCAGUACGUUAAGUACAACAGGCUCUUGCUGUACAAAUACACAGGGAUAGAUGGAUGGAAUUUAAAGUGGCUCAGCAUUCCCCCAGGGGUUGGGCUGGAAAUAUGGUCUGAUUUAACCCUCUGCCAAUGGUGUUUGCAUGAGACUCUGUUCCUCCUCAGACUCAUGAACUACAGAUAUUAAACAGCUUCCCGGAGAGAGAAGGGACCGGUCCAAAGCAGCACGGCUAGGUGGGUGCCGCUGGGAUGAUGAGGACCACUAAAGUCAAGGCAGAAGUGAUUUCUCUGAGUCCUUUAAAAAAAUGUUCUAAUUGAGAUACAAUUUCCAUACAGUUCAAUGAGUUUUUUACAACAGCUUUACUGAAGUAUAAUUGACAUACAACACUCUACACAUAUUUAAAAUAAAUACUGUCAUAGGUUUUGACACAUGUGUAUACCCAUGCAACUAUCUCAGUUAAGAGAAUGAAUAUAUCCAUCACUCUCCGGUGUCCUUCCAGCCUUUGUAAGCCUUGCUCUCACUCUCCUCAUCCUCACUGCCAUACACAGACAACCACAGAUGGAUGUUGUCAGUAGAGAUUCCUUCGUACUUCUACAGAAUGUUACAUAAAGGGAAUCAUACAUGUAUGCUCUUUUCAUCUGUCUGGCUUCUUUCACUCAGGAUAACUAUUAGAUUUAUCUGUGUCGUAGCAUGCCCAAUAGUUAUUCUUUCUAUUUUUCAGUAGUAUUCUGUUGUAUGGGUACACUUGUGCAUU
Molecule: messenger RNA, 5933 nt
Organism: Phyllostomus hastatus (greater spear-nosed bat)
Lineage: Eukaryota; Metazoa; Chordata; Mammalia; Chiroptera; Phyllostomidae
Gene: LDLRAD1
Product: low density lipoprotein receptor class A domain containing 1
Exons: 5
Coding region: 67-723 (218 amino acids)
Cellular component (GO): plasma membrane
Molecular function (GO): protein binding
Source: RefSeq, a predicted model, not a curated record